Cicer arietinum (chickpea) is the source of this 907-nucleotide messenger RNA. RefSeq lists its product as uncharacterized. The record is from RefSeq and is a predicted model, not a curated record. Gene Ontology annotation, molecular function: RNA-DNA hybrid ribonuclease activity; nucleic acid binding. Lineage: Eukaryota; Viridiplantae; Streptophyta; Magnoliopsida; Fabales; Fabaceae.
ACCUUUCUUCUAUUGAAAAACGAAUAAAGAUUUUAAAAAAAAUAAUAAUAAUUCUGAUGUGUAUAUAUAUAGUAGUGUGUUGUAAUCUUGAGACGUACACCUUAGAGCAAGAAUCGGAAUAGAAAAAAAGUGAAAAGCAGAGAGAGAAAUCAUGAGUUACAGAAACCAGGCUUGUACCCUUGAGUUUGAUGGUGCAUGCAGUGGAAAUCCUGGACCAGCUGGUGCAGGAGCUAUACUUCGCCCGGAAAUUGGGAGCCGGGUCUUUCGAUACCGUGAAGGAUUGGGCAAUCAAACAAGUAAUGGUGCUGAGUACCGCGCCUUAAUUUUAGGCUUGAGACAAGCCAUCAGGAAAGGAUUUACGCGCAUUUCUGUCCAAGGAGAUUCCCUUGUUGUUUGCAAUCAGCUUUUGGGUUUAUGGAGGACCAACGACCCAAAUUUGAAGAACUUAUGCGAUGAGGCUUUGCAGCUGAAGACUUACUUUCACUCAUUCUACAUCAAACACAUUCCGAGGGAAUAUAACAUUGAAGCUCAUGCUCAAGCUCACCGGGCCAUUAAUCUUCGUGAUGGUCAAGUUGAAGAAGAUUGUGGGUAUUGAUGACCAUCUGACAGCAUGCCACUGUCAAAAGCUAUUGGCAACUAUGUUACUUUUCUUGUUAUGCCGGAUUUUUACAUGUUACCCUUCAUGUCAAAAGGUUAAGUGCUGUUUGCUAUUUUGUCAAUCUGAACAUUCCACACCAUGUAGAUUCCCAUAUACCUUAGGGACUUAAAAAUUGCUACUGUGAACUGUGAUGUUUGGGAUGUAAUGCAUGUUUCUGAAUCUGUUUUCUACCUUCAUUUGCUUGUUUUGAUUUUAAAAACUCUUGCGUAACAUGAUGACCAACACGAUGAAAAGUGUUUAAUGUCAUAA